GCUUAUUAAGCAGAACGAAGUACUUGAAAUCAAAAUCCGACGAACUGACGAGAUUCAAAACUUGAAAAGGCAUUGAAGAGAACCUUGGGCUUUUCGUUCUCCCUCCGAAGCAGAACCAUGGACUCACCCUUGGUCGUCGAUACUUGCUCAAGCGAAGGAGAAUGAAGGAGAAGAAGAGAGACAGCACCGAAGAUCAGUGUGUUGGGAUUUGAGAGUGAGAGAGCUAUGUUGAUGAAGGCAUUUUAUAACGAUUUUACAGCAGUGGUUCAAGUGGUCGACAACGACGAGAAAGUGAAAGAGCAGCGGCAAAGUCAAGAUGGACAGACGAAGAAGGCCUCAUCGCCGUCGGUGAGAGGAGAGAGUGCAGAGGAAAUUCAAUUCAAAAUUGAAAUUCUUGGGUCUUUUAUUUGCGUAAUGAGUAUCUUAUGGACUCCAAAUGCCGUAAUUCGAGGAAUUCGUUACUGCCCUAUUGGGCUUUUGGAUGAAAUUGAGGUUGAAGAGUUGGGUUGGAUCCAGACACGCGCUUUCUACAAGCCUUCGGGGGAAUAGCCCAACCCAUUACCUAUGGACCCUUAUCUAUCUUUAACGCACCUAAACGAAAAGCAGAAAAAUAGUAAGGCCUUUUUCUUUAAUUAAUACAUUUUUACUUUUUCUUUUGGCUGAAAAGAGAAACGAUGAGGUUAAAAGUGUGAAAACAAUAAUAAGAAGUGGAGAUUACUCAUAUUUUCGAUGAAUAUAUUAAGGACCUCUCUGAUGUUUACAUUAGUUAGAAUUAGACCCUCCUUUCACCUUGUAAACCCCUCCCGGCCCCCUAGGGUUUUGCAGUUCAUUCCCCAUCUCCCACCCCAUUAAUCUAGUUGCCUCUCUGCUUUUCUCGUCAACUGGGUAUACUUUUAUCCCGUCUAUAUGUUCAUAUUUUAACUUCAAAAUUCAAUAUUUUUGUCAUAUUGCAAUAUAAAGGUCAGUUCUUUAAGCUGGUGGAGAAUGAGAUGAUGAUUGAUAUGUUUCCUUACUAUUGUUAAAAAGAGAUAAAGAUAAAGAAAGACUACCACAUCGACUUACAAUAUUUGUUUCAAGAGUUCAGACUACUCCAUUACCUAUUUAAAAAAAAAAAGAGUUCAGACGACCAUAUCUACCCUUCUUUUCAAUUUUAUUCAACCUACUUUUAUCUCGCAAUAUAAUUUUUUCAAUGAAAUCAAUUCCAAGUAGCAUCCACUAACCAACAUCACCUUUUUUCAAUCAUUCUUACCAUUUGGUGUCUUUCUAUAGUGCGUAGAGAGUCCCACUUUAUGGUAAACGUCAAUCGGUCCCUAUUUCAUACAAAAAGAAAGCAAUCAAUUAAAGAAAAUCAGAAAAAGUAGAAGGAAGAGGAUUUCCUCAGGCGAUGCAUAACUAGUUAACCUCAGGGCCUAAUGAAAACUGACUGCAACGGUUUUUUCAUUGAAAACUAAAACACCAUUAGUCUAAAAUAGUUUCAUACUAAAUCAACUUUGUAAAAAAUAAGUUGGUAAAAAUUUU
Rubroshorea leprosula is the source of this 1518-nucleotide messenger RNA. Lineage: Eukaryota; Viridiplantae; Streptophyta; Magnoliopsida; Malvales; Dipterocarpaceae. The record is from the annotation of a GenBank genome assembly.